Aureobasidium vineae is the source of this 1503-nucleotide messenger RNA. The record is from the annotation of a GenBank genome assembly. Lineage: Eukaryota; Fungi; Ascomycota; Dothideomycetes; Dothideales; Saccotheciaceae.
AUGCCCGUCCGACGUAGGGAGCUCCCCACCUGGAGAGACUACGAUCCAGAAAUCGGCAUACCUCUUCCCUCAGGAGAACUCGAUCAAGCCACCAUAACCGAAAUCUUUGGCCCGGAUAUGCACUGUGACGAUGGGAACCACGUCCUGAGGUUGAUGCAUUAUCGAAGACUCUCAGGCAGUCUCAUUGACAUCGGCGUUGACUUUCCGAAAGAAUCGGGAAUCUCCUCUGAAAUGGCUACCAAGGCUUUGGGAUACAUCAGAACACUGGACCCAGCCUUUGAUGAGAACGAGGCUGGUGCUGUUUGGGCAGAAUCAGAGAUCAUGAAAGUGGAGCAACAGUAUAUGGCUCGUGCCGAGAGACUGGGUAUCUACAAGCGUACCGACGAUAGCCUGCCAGAUGAGCCACAGCAAUCCGCCGGCACUUCCGACAUAUACGGAGAAAGUGCUUUGGAUAAAUUGAGAAAAGCAAACAAAGCAAGAUGGAUGGAAGAGGAUCGAAAGAAGGAGGAAGCAAAGAAACAACAGGAAGCAGAACGAGUUGCUGCUCUGAAAGCUGAGGCCAAGGACAACUCGCCCGAAGUCGAAGCGAAAGAGGAGUCAGGAAAGAUCUUCAGUCCGUUCGACGAGAUUGCCCUAGCACAGCCUACUCAGAAGGCAUGGUUAGAACCUGUUGAACGCAAGCCUUGGGUCAAGUACUACGAAGAACAGGCAACCAUCAUCAAGGACAACAAGAUUCCUGACCUCUCCACUCUUCGCCGAUUGGGUCCCUCUGCUUUGGUUCUCUUGGCCGUCCUCGCUGGUUGCUGGAUGCUUGACGAGACGUACAACCCGCCUCCCCGAUCGGCGAGGAUGUUCCCUGAUGUACCGCCUGCUAUCGCUACACUUGGGGCCAUCACCGCCAUCAACCUUGCUGUAUUCGUUGCUUGGAGAAUCCCGCCUCUGUGGAGAACCAUGAACAAGACCUUCCAGGUCACAGCUGCAUAUCCUUUCGCUAUCGGAACCCUUGGUGCACAGUUCAGUCACCAGAGCUUCCGUCACCUGUUUGUCAACAUGGUUAUGCUGUGGCCUUUCGGUUGGAUCCUACAUGACGAUGUAGGAAGAGGCACCUUCUUAGCUGUGUACCUUGCCUGUGGUACAGUGGGCACUUAUGGCUCCUUAGCCUUCAACGUACUCGCCAAACGUUGGAUGAAUUACAGCUUCGGCUCAUCUACUGCCGUCAUCGGCACCAUGGCUGCAGCCUGUCUGGUCAGAGCAAACAACAAUGUGACAGUGCUCGGCUACGAGAUCCCAGACAUAACUGGUCUGACUGUCCUGGGCAUCAUCGCUGGGUUCGAGAUCCUGAGAGCCUGGCGCGGCAAGAACACCAGGACUGACUAUCCUGGACAUCUUUCCGGACUUGCAGCAGGCGUGUUCGCGGGCUUCUACGUCCGUUACAAGACUGCCGCCACCUCAAUGACUCGCAAAGAGUUCACGCCCGCGCAAUUUGAGGAGUCCACCAACUAG